Molecule: messenger RNA, 1986 nt
Organism: Eleginops maclovinus (Patagonian blennie)
Lineage: Eukaryota; Metazoa; Chordata; Actinopteri; Perciformes; Eleginopidae
Gene: fndc4a
Product: fibronectin type III domain containing 4a
Exons: 6
Coding region: 486-1148 (220 amino acids)
Cellular component (GO): extracellular region; plasma membrane
Molecular function (GO): protein binding
Source: RefSeq, a predicted model, not a curated record
AACAGUGAGGAUCUCAUGGCUUCUACAUUGAGAAAGCACUGCAGGAAUGACCAACCCCGUAACCAGCUGCGAAACACUGGUCUGCGGAGUGCAAAGGGAGUGUGAAAACUUAAGGCGCUGUCCAUGCUUCUGAAUGGCCCCGCGGUGAGGGGACCGACGAGCCCGCGAGCGUCAUCCUUUCCUGUUUCAUACCUGAGCUCUCGAGGAUGAUGGACGUCUACAGUUUGGACCACACAUUUUAAGGACUUGUGGAUUUAAAACGUAAAUGAAGAAUCCGCCUGGGCUUCGACAACAUGUUCCUGAACACAUCAUUUGUCACGUUCUUUCACUGGCUAUCUAUUUACUGAUCACCUCGACCCCGAAACAGCCAGUGAUCGUUCAUUCAUUCAUCAACAAAAAAAAAAUGAACUGUUGUGAAUGAGUUGCCCUUCAAGCGUAGGAGAUCUGCGAUUUAUUCUAAGAAGAGCAGCUAUACCCUUCGAGAAAUGGCUCACCUGCUUGUUUUGGUCAACUCCGUGGUCCUGUUGCUUUUUGGCAGCGACAUGUUCUUGGUAGGAGCAAACCGGCCACCACCUCCUGUUAAUGUGUCCGUCAUACACCUGCGAGCCGACUCAGCAACUGUAUCCUGGGAAGUUCCAGAGGGAGAUAUAAUAAUCGGCUUCUCAAUCUCACAACAGAGGCAGGAGGGACACAUGCAACGAUUCAUUCGGGAAGUCAACACCACCAGCCGCGCCUGUGUCCUUUGGGACUUGGAGGAGGAGACAGACUACAUCAUCCAGGUCCAGUCAAUCGGCCUUUAUGGGGAGAGCCAAGCCAGCAAGAAGGUCCACUUUCGCACCCUCAAGAAGACAGAUCGCUUCCCCUCUAACAGCUCCAAUCAAGAUGACCCCACUGUGCAGGGCUUGGAUAAGUCCCGACAUCUACAAACAGGAGAGAUGAUCAUCAUCGUGGUGGUCUUGGUCAUGUGGGCAGCUGUGAUUGCCCUGUUCUGCCGGCAGUAUGACAUCAUCAAGGACAACGACUCCAGCAACAGUAAGGAGAAGGCCAAGCCGUUAUCGGAGAGGAGCACGCCGGAGCACCACAGCGGAGGACUGCUUAGGAGCAAGUUUCAUCCUUCUGUGCCGUCCAUCAACAUCAUUGAGGUGUGAGAAGAAGCAACACAACGUUUCAUCUCUUCUAACAUCAAUGCAUUCCCCACCCUUCUCACUGAUGAGAACACAUGUGUAGUGGAUCGUCAUCAGCGAAUGAGGUUGGCUGAGGCUGUGUUUGCAAAAUGACACACAUGCAUGCACCCAGUAUUUGUAGGAAAGCACCUACAUGUACACACAUAAUACUGUAUCUACAUGACCCUACACACGCACACACAUUAGAGUACAGUAGCUACUCCUGCAGGUCGAUAGGACACAAACUAAUGUUAACCCUUGGUGCCGUUAACACUGACGACUGCCAGCCACAUGGUAUGUUAUUGCAGUAUAAAGGACACGAUCAUCUCUUGGAUGCCGGUCUUCAUGACUUUAAAGUGGCAGUGUAUUUUGAAUGGAGUUAGACACCAUGUUCACCUGGUAUAGGCAACUCAGCUCUUAGUAAAUCAACAUUUUCCCAUUGCAAAUACACUCUCUCAUCACACCAGUAUAUUAUUGUUCUGCUUUGGGCAGGGAGAGAAAGCAAACACAUGUAUUCAUUUGUAAGAACCGCUACAAUUGACAUGUCUUAAGGUUUCUAUUGAUAUUAAAAUGCCAUUUUCUGGAUAACAUUGUAUUUUUGCACCUUUCAUAACGUAUGUACAUAUUUCAUUCAUUUGCUAAAGUUGCAUGCAGGUCGUUUGCCUGUAGAAUAGCAUUUGAUGUGUGCUCUAAGUUAGACAAUGCAGAAAUAAACAUGAUUGCAGUCCAUUGAAGCUUAUUUUCUUCUGCCUGCUUUUAGAAAAGGACAUUUGUUUUUUAUCAUUAAGCGUUUCAUUCGAGAUCUUGUACAUUUCCUGACAAU